Penicillium canescens is the source of this 687-nucleotide messenger RNA. RefSeq lists its product as uncharacterized. Gene Ontology annotation, biological process: nucleolar large rRNA transcription by RNA polymerase I. The transcript is spliced from 2 exons. The coding region runs from base 1 to 687 and encodes 228 amino acids. NCBI's taxonomy places the organism in Eukaryota, Fungi, Ascomycota, Eurotiomycetes, Eurotiales, Aspergillaceae. Gene Ontology annotation, cellular component: RNA polymerase I upstream activating factor complex. The record is from RefSeq and is a predicted model, not a curated record. Gene Ontology annotation, molecular function: RNA polymerase I cis-regulatory region sequence-specific DNA binding.
AUGUCUGCUGGCAGGUCGCGCAGCGUGACUCAGGACAAUUCUGUUGAGGUGCUCGAAGACAAGUCUUCGAGGUACUCAAAACGGCGUGCUAAUCUCUACGAUGCGGUAGCUGGUCGUGUCAAUCCUCGCGGAAUCCAAGCAUCCCAGCCGGUUGUCUCUUAUCACCGCGAUACGGCUUCAUCAGGCGCUCGACCACUCCGGCCGGAGGAACUUCUCCUCCGCAAACAGAAUACUUCAGCAGGACCCGUUAGCGAACAGGUCGAGAAGACGUACUUUGCACACGAAAAUCUACCCGCUGAUCAAUCUCUGCCGAGCUCCGAGCUCCUCGAGACGAUUCAUGCUUAUGCGGCCGACUUUUACGAAUACGCUACAGCAGACAAUGGCCAAGAUGACCACAAAACCAUGGAUGAGACAGCCCUACUUGCAAUGGGAAUUCUGAUUGAGGAGAUGUCCAAAGACGCUCUGGGUGAGACGGGUGAUCUUGUCCUCGUCGAAGGGCAGGAGCUGUUGGAAGAACAGGAAGAACAGACCGGCGCUGAGAGCGACACUACAAACCAGUCUGCAGCACGAAUUGUGCGAAGGAAACGAGCCAGCAGUAAUACGAAAAACAGACCGAAGCGCCGCAAGUUAACUCGUUCGGCUUCUGCCACAACGGAUGUGGACACUGAGGUUGACGACCGACGAUGA